Molecule: messenger RNA, 372 nt
Organism: Cylicocyclus nassatus
Lineage: Eukaryota; Metazoa; Nematoda; Chromadorea; Rhabditida; Strongylidae
Source: the annotation of a GenBank genome assembly
AUGACGCCAGCACAAGCUAAUAAGGACGAGGACAGCGAUUUUGAUCUGCCUCCACUCUGGAUUGAUUUGGAAGUUCCGGAAUCGGAUAUCGAUUCUUCAAAUUCUGAUUAUGAAUUGGACGAUGGGCGAUAUUCGGAUCAUGAAAGUAGCUCAUUUGAAGAACCUCUCGUUUGUGAACCGGUGGCGGAAGGAGGAUCGGACAGUCCUACUCCCAACGAGGUCGCGUAUGCCAUACGGCAGCGAAGACGGCCGUCUCCACCGUGGCCGGAAGUGACUCCGUUCGAUUUCAGCGUCGAUGGCUUUAGCGAAUGGGAGCGUGAAGAGGCUUCACGUUACACAUUAAUUGAUGUUUUUGGAGUUUUUGAGCAAUAA